Messenger RNA from Onychomys torridus (southern grasshopper mouse), 1170 nucleotides. RefSeq names its product dehydrogenase/reductase SDR family member 4. Gene Ontology annotation, cellular component: peroxisome. Bases 278 to 994 code for a protein of 238 amino acids. The record is from RefSeq and is a predicted model, not a curated record. Gene Ontology annotation, molecular function: carbonyl reductase (NADPH) activity. NCBI's taxonomy places the organism in Eukaryota, Metazoa, Chordata, Mammalia, Rodentia, Cricetidae. Gene Ontology annotation, biological process: retinal metabolic process. The transcript has 6 exons.
CGUGGCUUUUAGCUCUGUAAUUGGAUCUGUGUUUCUUACUUAACAAGCUGGUUAUAUCUACAACUGAGAACUCGCAGAAGUUCCAAGUAGGGCAGAGGGUAAUAAUGCAGAGGCGCGGCGCCAGCAGGGAGUGCUCACAGCUGCAGCAGCUCCCUUUGCCCCGUCCUUGCGAAACAAGUCCUGGAAGUUGAGGCAGGCAGUCUGGACGCUCGCCGCUAGACCUCCCUCCCGCCCUUAAAUCAGUCCCGCCCCCCGCAGAGUUCAACCCAGCCCCACUAUGCAGAAAGCAGGACUACUGCUAGGUGGCUGGACUCAAGCGUGGAGGUCGGUGAGGAUGGCCAGCUCCGCGGUGACUCGCCAAAACCCACUCGCGAAUAAGGUGGCCCUGGUCACUGCCUCCACCGAAGGGAUUGGCUUCGCCAUCGCCCGGCGUCUGGCUGAGGAUGGGGCCCACGUAGUCAUCAGCAGCCGCAAACAGGAGAAUGUGGACCGUGCCGUUGCAACACUACAAGGAGAGGGGCUGAGUGUGACUGGCAUCGUGUGCCACGUGGGGAAGCCAGAGGAUCGAGAAAGGCUGGUAGCCACGGCUGUGAAGCUUCAUCAAGGGGUUGAUAUCCUGGUCUCCAAUGCUGCUGUCAACCCUUUCUUUGGAAGCCUAAUGGAUGUCACAGAGGAGGUGUGGGACAAGUCUCUGAGCCCUUACAAUGUCAGUAAAACAGCUUUGCUGGGUCUUACUAAGAACUUCGCCGCAGAGUUGGACUCAAAGAACAUUAGAGUGAACUGCUUGGCGCCUGGACUCAUCAAGACUCGUUUUAGCAGUGUGUUAUGGAAGGACAAAUCAAGAGAGGACAUGAUUAAACAAUACAUGAGAAUUAACAGGCUAGGCAAACCAGAGGAUUGUGCGGGCAUCGUUUCCUUCUUGUGCUCUGAAGAUGCCAGUUACAUCAAUGGUGAGACGGUAGUGGUUGGAGGAGGAACCCCUUCUCGCCUCUGAGGACCGCCUCUAAGGACCGAGAGACAGCCUACGAGGGCAGAGGUUAACUCCAGCUGGUGUGUGUGGGAAGGGUGCAAUCCACCUUGUCUCUGUCACCCUUCCUUGCCGCUGAUUUUGUUCACCCCACAAAAACAGCUCUACCCGGUAAUAAAUUUCCUGCUUUCUCUGUGGUCAAA